GGGCAGGGGCGGGGGAAGCGGCGGCGCAGCAUGCUGGGCGAGUUGGCGGCGGGGGGCGCCGAGGGGCUCCUCCUGCUCCAGGACUCGGUCAGCUGCGAAGGCCGGACCUUGCUCAAGAGCUUUGUGGCUGCUUCUGCAGAAAGGGGGGAAUCUGUUCAUGUUCUUGGCUUCGACAUCCCAGAGGAAGAAUUCAAGGCAGGAUUCUCCGCCGCAGUGACCUCCCAGCUGCUUUACCACGAUGCAUUUCGGGAUCCCCUUGGCUGGACCGGGCAGGGCAGUGGCUUGACCCUGGAUGGCUUUUCAACCUCAGAACUGGUGGCACGGCUGAAGGCUGCAAAGCAGGGGCCCUCCACGGUGGUGCUGGACUCACUCAGCUGGCUGCUCCUUCGCUUGCCGCUUCCUCUUGUCUGCCAGGUCCUUGCGCAGCUGCCCAGGAGGGCAAAGGCAACAGGUCUGAAAGUCACUCGGAUUGUGGCCCUCCUUCAUGGAGAUCUGCACCAGCAGGGCCAGCUGGAGGCUCUCCAUGCCUUGGCCCCCGCUGUGGUGAAAAUCGUGCCAGCACCGGAGGGUGUGCCAAGAGGGGAUGAAGCUGCCCGUGUUGCUGUUACGCUGCACAAGAAACGGGGAGGCAAAGUGAUGAAGAAGAAAGAAUACUUCACCGUGCUCCCAAACUGGACCCUCAAAUGCCUCGGGGAGCUCCCAGUGGGUGGCCUUUCCAGAGCAGCGGAUGCCCCAGUCCCAGCUACGGCUGAUCCAGCUGCUAAUUUGACCUUUAACCUGCGCCUGUCGGAGGCCGAACGCCGGGCAAAGGAGGCGGUGCCUCUCCCUUAUCAGUUCAGCGAGGAGAAGAAAUCGUCUCUGUUACAGACAUCGACUAGCUUGGGAAAGAUCCACUAUGAGCCGGAUGCUGCUGAUGACAUCGAUGAAGAAGAUCCCGACGAUGACCUGGAUUUCUGAGAGUGAUCCGGGGUGGGAGCUGGGGUGAUGGAGGGGGCCCUUCCAGCUGGCCUGCCCUUGUUGUUGGAAGCACCCUAGAGAAGCAGCUGCCGAGCAGUUGGACACGAACUGGAUGCCUUCUGGGCCUCACCACCAGCACUCCAGCCUUGCAUGGACCAUCUCGGAGGUGAAAGACCCAGCCAACCACCUGGAAGAUCCCUGUGGAGAACUGGAGAGGAUGCUCCCUUGAGACGAAAGGCCCUGACCUCGGUUUGAAGACCUUGCAUGGCCCGUAAGAACGGCCCCAACGGAUCUGUUCAGUACACCCAAAUGAACACUCAAGCAGCAUUGAUCUUGUUUGAAGGGAGGGAAUGAACUCUGGCAGAGGGGAACUUCUUCAGCUUAGACAGCAGGACACGCCGCUGUGCCUUUUUUUGCCAUAGCCUGGAGGGGGGGGGUGGCAUUUGUUCUAAUGCUUCCAUGCAGCGUCAGUUUGACUCCCAUUAUGAAAGGGGAAGUGUGCGAGUUCCUUUGGCGCAAAUUUCUGAUGUUUAAAAUCUGUAAAGAAAGAUGAAUAAAUCCUGCUUUUGGGAUUAUCAGAUUUCAGGAACCUGCGACCGGUUUGAGACCGGAUUCACUCUUGUCGAAGGCCCUUGCUGCAGCCACCUCCUUGGGUCACCUCAGGCAAUACUUGGCUAGCUUGGCCAGAGAACAGACCUUGGGCAGGUACAUUCCUCCCUGGGAAGGGAUGCCUGCUGGUGGGCAGGAGGAAGAAAGUUUGUUGAGGGGAGCAGCGGGGGCAGAAAUCUCGCUUUAUCCAACUUGACCUUGAUCACUGUUUUCUUUUAUUAAAUCUCACUUGUUGGUAAGGAUUGAAUUUUGACCAAAUGUAUCAGGCUGAUUUCUUUCAUUCCACCUCAUUUGUCUGUUCUUAAUAAACUUGAUUCUAUCUA
Messenger RNA from Heteronotia binoei (common prickly gecko), 1889 nucleotides. It is a transcript of the gene ELP5, whose product is annotated as elongator acetyltransferase complex subunit 5. Gene Ontology annotation, biological process: tRNA wobble uridine modification. The transcript is spliced from 8 exons. Gene Ontology annotation, cellular component: nucleus; elongator holoenzyme complex; cytosol. The record is from RefSeq and is a predicted model, not a curated record. Gene Ontology annotation, molecular function: tRNA binding. NCBI's taxonomy places the organism in Eukaryota, Metazoa, Chordata, Lepidosauria, Squamata, Gekkonidae. The coding region runs from base 31 to 957 and encodes 308 amino acids.